Molecule: messenger RNA, 3665 nt
Organism: Melanotaenia boesemani (Boeseman's rainbowfish)
Lineage: Eukaryota; Metazoa; Chordata; Actinopteri; Atheriniformes; Melanotaeniidae
Gene: kdsr
Product: 3-ketodihydrosphingosine reductase
Exons: 10
Coding region: 297-1376 (359 amino acids)
Biological process (GO): sphingolipid biosynthetic process
Cellular component (GO): endoplasmic reticulum membrane
Molecular function (GO): 3-dehydrosphinganine reductase activity
Source: RefSeq, a predicted model, not a curated record
GUAUGGGUUUGAGAACUACAAAUACCAGGGACGACCGUUAAACGUUUACUUACAGGCGACAGUUCAGUUUGCUUUAUUUUGUGCAGAUAGCGUUGUGUCACGAGGUGUCAAAGUCUACCACGGAACGUUAUCCUUGCUGUUACAUGUCUGUGAACUAACUGCCCAAACCUGGAGCAGCUCCUCCUCUGAAGUCCGCGUUUCGCCUCCCCCUCUCAAGGCCGCCGCCUGCCUCGCAGCUCUAAUAUCGGACUCGUGAAACUGGCCUGCUAGUUAGCAAGCAAGCUAAGUUUUCACUCAUGUCCUCUGAAGAAGGAUUGAGUUCAACGAUCACAGAUUGGCUUUUCAUCAAUUCUUGGUGGCUCCUUCUCCCGUUUAUUAUGCUUCUUGUAGUUGUUGCCUUCAUUGUUGCCUUUGUGCUAUUACUUUACAUGAUAUCGCCCCUCAUUAGUCCCAAGCCACUGAAACUGAACGGGGCCCACGUCGUGGUUACAGGAGGCUCAAGUGGAAUUGGGAAAUGCAUCGCAAUCGAAUGUUACAGACAAGGAGCCUUCAUCACUCUUGUGGCACGAGACGAGGAAAAAUUACUCAGAGCAAAGAAGGAGGUGGAGAAAUUUGCCAUCAAUGACAAGCAGGUGGUCCUCUGUGUAUCAGUGGAUGUUUCCAGUGACUACUCUCAGGUGGAAAGUGUGAUAAAGCAGGCACAAGAGAAGCUCGGCCCUGUGGAUAUGCUUGUGAACUGUGCGGGAACAUCCAGUGCUGGAAAGUUUGAGGAAAUGGAGGUGGAGCGUUUUAAAGAAAUGAUGGAGUUGAACUACCUGGGCAGUGUCUACCCAACACGGGCCGUCAUAACCACCAUGAAGGAGCGAAGAAUGGGUCGCAUCAUGUUUGUGUCCUCCCAGGCAGGCCAGAUUGGUCUUUUUGGCUAUACUGCCUACUCCCCUUCCAAGUUUGCUCUGCGUGGCUUGGCAGAGUCGCUUCAGAUGGAGAUAAAGCCGUACAACAUUUAUGUGACCAUGGCAUUCCCCCCUGAUACUGAUACGCCACUGCUGGCUGAGGAGAACAAGUCAAAGCCUUUAGAGACCAAGCUAAUCUCUGAAACCUCUGGAGUUUGGCAACCAGACCAAGUGGCCAAAAUUCUUGUCAAGGAUGCAGUGCAGGGGAACUUUAGCAGCUCUGUUGGUCCUGAUGGUUACAUGCUGUCAGCCCUCACCUGUGGAAUGUCACCUGUCACCUCCAUCACAGAAGGUCUCCAACAGAUUGUCACCAUGGGGUUAUUUCGGACCAUUGCCCUCUUCUACCUGGGAAGUUUUGACAGCAUUGUGCGGCGCUGCAUGAUUCAGAGGGAGCAAUCGAAAGCAGCUGACAAGAGGGAAUAACAGCAGCCUUAAUGUCCUCACAGUGCACUAGUCCUCCUCCACAGCCCCGUCAUCCAGUCCUAUUCUUCUGUUUUACAAGUGCACAACCAUAGGUGGGGAAAAUGUCAAGUGUAUUUUAUACCAAGUGAUAAGAUAAUAUGGAAGAAAGUAGGUGUUUACGUGUUGCUUGUGUACUGAUGCAGCAUCUCCCUAGAACUUAUUACCAUUUUGAUUUUUCUGUCCUUUGAAAGCAUUCCAGUGACUUUGGUUUAUUGGGUCCCUUUGCUUCUUGUGUGAGAGCCGCCUUACUUGAGAGAAAUGAGGGCAGACUAAACAUCCCAGUGCCAGGUUUUAAAGUAGGGGGGCUUUGUCAACCACUAAUUUACAGAUGUGAGGCCCUUCCUGCCUUGAUUUGCACAGUGAUGGGUUUAUUUUAUUUUAUUUUUCUUUACAGAAAGGAAAAGAAGCAGAAAGCCUGUCCAAAUAAUUGUGCCAAAUGGCUUCAAAUUCUUUUCCACUAUGGACUUUAGUGAAAAACAGAGGGGUAACUCUCACUUUCAGUUGUUGCAUGUAUCGCAAAACUAUCCACUUUUUACAGAGAUUUUUACACUUUUCACUUAAUAAGCCCGUAAUUCUUUACCUUCAUGUAUCGCAAGUCUUUGCUGGCAAAGCACCUUCCCUUUUUGACUAAAUAAUCUCUAGAACCGGUCGUGACCCUCGGCAUUUUGUUUACGCUGUGGGAUGUUUUGUUUUUGUGCUUCUUGUGUGAACUAAGCUGUGAAGUGAAACAACAGUACUAUUCACUGAUAUCAAAGAGCGAGAGUUAGUUGUACGUUCAGUCUUUUGUUUUCUUUUUACUAAUGCAAAAACAUUAUUUCCACAUAUUAUUCAGAUUUUCCAUGCAGUGUUGGGAAGAUAAUUGUGGGUGAACUGUGUGCAUGACUGUGUGUGUUUUUACUGUGACUGAGCCAACCCCCCAAGGGAGAGAAAAGCCAUUUGAUUUAAUCAUUUCAGAUAUAAAGGCACCAAACUAUUUUCUGGUUAUUCCAGCUAGAACUAAAAGCAGGUACUGAGUUGAAGUCAUAAAAGGGGCAGAAAAACCAGCACAUGAUUUCACUUUUCACCUGCACAAGCUCAAACACCCUGCUCCCACCCUCUGCUUUGAAAGGAAGCAUAUCUUUCUUACUUGCAGUUCUGUGUGUUAGUGCAGAAAUUCAGCCUCCUGAGUUGAGAUCCUGUCAGGAUCCACUCUGUCGGGUUGUGUUAAGGCAGGGCAAGACUUGCUGGUUCAAGUCUCUGUUGGUCAUGUGGACGCUGGAGAAUUUACAUUAAGGCCAAAAUAUCCAAGGACGAGCAUGGACUUCUGGCCCUUGUUCUUGUCAUUUUGACCUGCUGUGAGCACAGCUGUGACUUUGUAAUUCCUGAAAUGACAUCACUUUCCUCCUGGUUUUUGUCAAGCCUGAUGGUUUUAUAUGUUAUCACACAACAUUCCAGCUGUUUUGCUUAUAAAGGGUAGAAAAAGUACAGCACUGACUCCUGCAAAGUCUUCCCUUGGUCCAUGAUAGUGGGGAGAAUGUACUUCAAUGCAAAGGAAACAAGUCAGAAUAUUGGAGUUUUAUUUUAUUUUCUUUUAAAUACACUAAUAUUUGAAUGCCAAAAUGUGUUUGAACAAUGUUUGUAGAUGUAAUGCAUUUAUUUGCAGUUUACCUGGAUGUCGCUGCUCUGUUAGUCUUUGUUAAAGCUGUGGAGCAGUGUUGGGAUCCAUUCUAAGCCUUAAGAUGCAACUACACAUGAAAAAUGCUGAGAACAGAACUGUUGCCAGCACAGUGUGACUUAACCCACGUGUGGUUUACCACAUCAUUUAAUGACUUUUUGGUGUACAAUAUUCUGUACUUGAUCAGUUUCUGCUCUUUGUAUGACAAAAGAAGCCAUACUGAAAUCCAAGAUAUGAAAGUGAGAAUGGAUGACUCAUGCUUGACGAUGUUCUCAUUUGAUAUUGGUCAAAGGCAUACUGUUGUUCACUUAGGUUUUUCAUUUAAAUACAUUUAUUUCUUUGAAAAGUUCUCCUUCACUUUAAGGUAGCAGUACAUAAUUUAAACAUGUAGCUUGUGAAAAAGCAGUUUUGUUGAACACCUUUAAGCUAUGCAAGUGAAGCUUUGGUGUUAGAGAACUUUAGUUUUCAAUGCUCAGUCACACUAGCUUCACUUAAUGGUGUAACUGAUUAAUAUAAGUUCAAGAAUAUUGAAUAUGAAGGUCAAACUGCUAUCAUUUGAUUCAUAAUUGUUUGGGUUUUUUUUUUUUGUUUGUUUG